UUACUGUGGUGAUUCUAAAGAACAGUUUGAAAUGUUUAAAAAAUCCUUGAAGCUUUAACUGAAAUGGCUAUAAAAGCAUUUUAAGAUAACUGAUCACAUUAGUGCAUUUCCACUGAUCAUUUCUGUACACUAAUCCAACAUUUAGCAUUAUACCAUGUUCACUGAAAAAUCAAGAUUCUGAUGGUUGGAAGGUGUGGAUUACCAUUUAGUAAUCAGACAGUUUAAUUGGACAUCUAUGAUGUAUUGUAGGUCGAUGUGUUGGUUUCCCUUCUACAUUAAUGUGCCAUUAUUACACUUUAGGUAAAGCAGGCGACACUGAGCCUUAGCAAAAUAGUUUGGAGCAAAUGUUACAGAUGGCUGUAAAAAUAGUAAUAAAUAGCUUCUCAGGGAAAACGCUGCAUAUUUAAAUUGAAAUGUGUUUGAUAUUUCCGUAAAUCUAGAAGUCAAAAUAAAUGUACAGCUUUAAUGAAGAAGGAUCUUAACUAAUAAACUUUUUCCCCCGCCAAAUUUAAAAACUGUAACACAGCCUUGGGAACCCCCUUACUGUUGGAUGAUGCUUUGAUUUGGUGCUUUAAAUUUGGCAAAAACAGCACAUACAUUUGCUGUAAUUCUCAUACCUCGACCGGCCAGGUGAUGCUACCAGAACCCACAAGCCCCUGAGAUUCGGCCCAGGGAACCCGGCACAUGUCCCAAGUCCUUGCCAAACGGACCAGUAAACCCCAUGCCAGGUGAUCAGGGGAAUCACCUGUUCCCUGUUUCCUGUGGCUGUCUUAAGCCCCUUGUUUCUGAGCUUUUUAGCUCAGUCAUGAUCUCAACCCGAGGGACUGACAACUCUGUUUUCUAGUUGCCUUGUAUUUGCGUUACCCUGCCCUUUGUGAGAACCUGCCUCUGUGGGACCCAACCUUUGUUUGCUACAGCACAUGGUCUUACACGGCUUAUAAAUUCCACAAAGGCCGUGAUGGCUUUUACUCUUUCAUUUUCAAUGACAUCAUGGGCUUUGAGAGAAUAACUAACAAAGGAGUUAAUGUGGAAGACGUGAAACUGGCCAUGAAGGGACAUGUUCCGGACGGUUACAAGUUCGAUCCUGAAGUCCAAUUUCAGGAUGAUGAUGAUGAUGACUACAACUCAUGUCCGACUCUGGACGACAGAGUUCACGUCCUGGUUUGUGUCAUUCCUGCUGACAAUGUUUCUUUAAUGAGUCCAGAAGUUGUGACGAAGAUGAGAGAAGUCAGAGAAGCAGCCAGUGAAAUGGGAAUUCCCCAACUGGCUAUUCUCACCAAAGUUGAUAAAGCGUAUUCUCAGCUGACAAAAGACAUAAAAAAAGUAUAUAAUCACAAGGACUUGAAGCAAAAGGUCGACGAAUUGAGCAUGUUGAUAGGCAUGCCACCGAACUGCUUCUUUCUUGUGAAGAACUACCACUCAGAAACCAACACAAAUGAAGACAUUGAUGUGCUGAUCCGGAGCACGCUGAGAGAGAUUAUUAACGCUGGAGAAGACUUUCUCAACAAUCUGUAGACCUACAUACUGCGAAGGCAAACCUUGUAUGAUUAGUUUCCACAUUUUUACUCCCAACUUGUCAAAUACAGACUCUUGGUCAGUGGCCUUAAGCCUCAAACUAUAAAGCUCCACGUACCCCUCUAGCAUCAGUGUUUUAUGUGUCAGGGCGGGGUGUCCGUUUCAUCUCGUCACAUGCAGUGUCUUUUUAAAAUAAACUUCCUUCACAGAAAGUGUGGUUUUGUAAACAAAACCCCUUAGUUAGGUUUAGGAAUAGAGUGGGUGAUGUUAAUAUACUUGCUAACACGUCACUACUGAGUGAGUCAAGACUCACAUGACUAGUGAUGCGAACAACUCACACGAUUAACGACUGACGUGUCUAAAUGUUCAUGAUUACUUUUAUUUUUGCACGGUAAAAUUCAAUUUUUUUCAAUUCAGUUUAUUUUGUAUAGCCCAGAAUUACAAAUUUGCCUCAGAGGGCUUUACAAUCUGUGCACAUGCGACAUCCUCUGUCCUUCCCUCACAUCAGCACAGGAAAAACUCCCCUAAAAAACCCCUUUAACAGGGAGAAAAAAGGAAGAAACCUCUGGGAGAACGACAGAGGAGGGAUCCU
Messenger RNA from Anoplopoma fimbria (sablefish), 2107 nucleotides. RefSeq names its product interferon-induced protein 44-like. The coding region runs from base 991 to 1515 and encodes 174 amino acids. Lineage: Eukaryota; Metazoa; Chordata; Actinopteri; Perciformes; Anoplopomatidae. The transcript is spliced from 5 exons. The record is from RefSeq and is a predicted model, not a curated record.